Molecule: messenger RNA, 3862 nt
Organism: Arabidopsis arenosa
Lineage: Eukaryota; Viridiplantae; Streptophyta; Magnoliopsida; Brassicales; Brassicaceae
Source: the annotation of a GenBank genome assembly
UUUUUCUCUAAACGUUAAAAAGACAAAAUUUCAAUACUUUAAUUAUGGUGGUAUUUUGUUUGUUAGAUAGUUUGUGAGAGUCUGAGACGGAAUUUGGUGCACAUACUUGUGGUUUGUGUGUAUUUUUGCUGGAAAAAAAUGGAGAUUGCGGCAAAGAGUAACUCGAAACGUAUGUAUUCAUGGUGGUGGGAUAGUCACAAUACCCCCAAGAAUUCUAAAUGGCUUCAAGAGAAUCUUGCAGAUAUGGAUAAUAAUGUGAAGCAGAUGAUCAAGGUUCUUGAAGAAGAUGCAGAUUCCUUUGCCAGGAGAGCAGAGAUGUAUUACCGUAAACGUCCUGAGCUUAUGAAAUUGGUUGAAGAGUUCUACCGUGCAUAUCGCGCUUUAGCUGAGAGAUAUAAUCAUGCAACGGGCGUAAUCCACAAGGCUCAUGAGACUAUAGCAGAAGCGUUCCCAAACCAAGUUCCGUUGAUAUUUGGUGAUGAGUCACAUGUUGGUGCUUUGACAAAUGAUGUUGAUCCACAAACACCAGAUAUGCUUCCUCCUACCCGAGCUUGGGGUAACCCAGAUGAGUUGCGAAAAGAUGGUUUUGGGUUCUCUUUAUCUCAUGUCCAUGAUGUAAAGAGGAAUAUAGAUUUUAGUGAAGAACCUACGUUUGUGAGUAAUGGAAAAGCAAGAAAAGGACUGAAUUUCAAUGAUGGAGAUGGAAAAGGAAGAAAUGAUCUCAAGGCUCAUAUUCUUUCAGAAUCUGAACGAGCUAGCAAAGCUGAAGCUGAAGUUGUGGCUUUAAAAGACUCCCUGUCUAAGAUGCAGGCUGAAAAAGAAGUUAGCUUAGCACAGUUUGAGAAGAAUUUGGAGAGACUGUCAAAUCUAGAAUCUGAAGUAUCUCGUGCACAAGAAGACUCAAGGGGACUUAACGACAGAGCCGCAAGUGCAGAAGCUGAGAUCCAAACGCUCAGAGAAACCCUCUACAAACUAGAGUCUGAAAAGGAAUCCAGCCUUCUUCGGUAUGAAAAAUGCUUGCAAAAGGUAGCUAAUUUGGAAGAUGGACUCUCUGUAGCCCAUAAGGAAGCUGGAGAAAUAAAUGAGCGAGCCAGCAAAGCUGAAGCUGAAACUCUCGCUUUGAAGCAGAGCCUUGCUAAAGCAGAAACUGACAAGGAAGCUGCUCUUGUUCAAUACAGGCAAUGCUUGAAUACGAUAUCUAACCUAGAAGAGAGACUGAGGAAGGCUGAGGAAGAUGCAAGGCUUAUCAAUGAGCGGGCUGAAAAGGCUGGGAUAGAAGUUGAAAACUUGAAGCAAACGGUCUCAAAAUUGAUCAAGGAUAAGGAAGCUUCUGAACUUCAGUUCCAACAGUGCCUAAAUAUAAUUGCGGAUCUAAAAGUAAAACUACACCAUGCUCAAGAAGAAACACAAAGUCUUAGCCAUGAAAUAGAGGAUGGAGUUGCUAAGUUAAAGUUUUCUGAAGAGAAAUGUCUUGUGCUUGAGAGAUCAAAUCAGAAUCUCCACUCUGAGCUGGAUAGUCUCUUGGAGAAACUGGGGAAUCAAAGUCAGAAGUUCACAGAGAAGCAAACAGAGCUGGUCAAAUUGUGGAGUUGUGUACAAGAAGAGCAUUUGCGUUUCCAAGAAGCUGAGACCGCGUUUCAAACCCUACAGCAAUUGCACUCUCAGUCUCAAGAGGAGCUCAAUAAUUUGGCUGUGGAACUUCAAACCAGGUCUCAGAUCAUGAAAGACAUGGAGAUCCGAAACAGUGAGUUGCAUGAGGAAAUUGAGCAAACCAAGAUUGAGAACAAAGGUCUCAAUGAGCUCAAUUUCACUUCGGUUGCAUCGAUUAAAAGUUUGCAAGAGGAUGUCUCAAGCUUAAAGGAAACAAUACAAAAACUUGAAGCAGAGGUUGAACUAAGAGUGGACCAGAGAAAUGCUUUGCAGCAAGAAAUAUACUGUCUUAAAGAGGAAUUAAGUCAGGUAGGGAAGAAAAACCAGUCCAUGAUAGAACAGGUGGAAUUGGUUGGGUCAUCAGUCAAAGAAUUGCAGGAGGAAACCUCAAUCUUAAAAGAAUGCAAUGAGAGAGAAAAAAGCGAAAAGACGGCUCUUUUAGAGAAAUUGGAAACUGUGAAAAAGCUUGUUGAGAAAAACCUUAUGCUGGAAAAAUCUGUAUCUGAUUUGAAUUCUGAAAUGGAAUCAAUCAGAAGGAAGCUGAAGACGUUUGAGGAAGCUUGUCAGUCACUCUCAGAAGAGAAUUCAUGUCUUAUUUCUGAAAACCAGCACAGUGCCAUUGAGAACAUUGUUCUUAUUGAAUGGCUUCGGCAACUUAAGUUAGAAGCAGUUGGUAUAGCAACAGAGAAGAAUGACCUUGAGGGUAAGGCAAAGAAGAUUGGUGAUAAGUUAACAGAUGCAGAAACUGAAAAUUUGCAGCUAAGGAGAAACCUGCUUUCUAUCAGAUCGGAGAAACAUCACUUAGAAGAUGAAAUUACUAAUGUGAAUAAUCAGUUACGUGAGAAGGAGAAGGAAUUUGAAGAAAUCAAAGAGGAGAAAGAAAAGCUGAAUCAAGAGGUUUUCAAAGAGAGGAGCAAGGCUGAAUUGUGGGAGUCUCAAGCUGCGACAUUCUUCUGCGAUAAGCAAAUCUCGGCUGUACAUGAAACAUUGAUUGAAGCAACGACACGGGAGUUAGCUGAAGCCUGCAAGAACCUUGAAAGUAAAAGCGCAUUGAAAGAUGCGGAUAUUGAAAAGUCUAAAAGAAGCCAAGCUAUUGUCUUGUUGAAUGAAAGCAUUAAAGCUUUGGAGGAUUAUGUUUUCGUGAGUCGUGAAUCUGCGGAUGAAAUUUCAAAGGGUGCUGAUUCAAUAGAUAAACUCCCCAAGUUGGAAGGUAUGUGUUUAAGAAUCAAAGCUAUUGCAGAGGCAAUAAUGGAAAAGGAGAAGCUUUUGAUGCUUGAGAACACGAAUGCCUACUCUAUGCUUGAGGCGUCACUGAAACAAAUCAAAGAAUUAAAAACGGGCGGCGGAAGAAGCAUGAGGAAGCAAGAAGGAGUAAGUGGCAAAAUGCGGAAGCAGAGUCACGAAAUCGAGAUGGUAGUGAAAGAUAUUGUGCUUGAUCAAACCUCUGAUGGAUCAUCGUAUGAGAUUGUAAGUAAGAAAGGAACUUUGGAGUUAGAUCAUCACGGUUUUGUUGAGCUAAAGCCAGUUAAGACUCACAAGACAGAAACUGCGACUAAAGCCACGAAAGGUAAAUCCUUGUCUGAAGAGUCGCUGAUUGUCGAUAAAUUAGAGAUUUUCGACGGAUUCAUGGAUCCGAACAGAGAAGUAAACAAGAGAAAAGUUCUAGAAAGACUUGAUUCGGAUUUACAGAAGCUGGAGAAUCUUCAGAUCACUGUAGAAGAUUUGAAAAGCAAAGUCGAAACAGUGGAGAAGGAAAAGACGAAAGUAGGAGAAAACGAGUAUGAAACGAUCAAAGGACAGCUCGAAGAAGCAGAGGAAGCAAUAGAGAAACUGUUUACUGUCAAUCGAAAGCUGACCACAAAAGCCGAAUCAGAGAAAGAUAUUGAUAGAAGAAGGAGAAUAUACGAACAUGCGAGAAGAGGAUCAGAGAAGAUUGGGAGGUUACAGUUGGAGAUACAGAGGAUUCAGUUUCUCUUGAUGAAACUUGAAGGAGAGAGAGAGCAUCGAGCUAGGUCGAAGAUUUCAGAUACCAAAUCGAAAGUUCUUCUUCGAGACUAUAUCUAUGGUGGAUCCAGAAGCGUAUCGAUGAAGAAAAGGACGAAGAAGCGGUCUGCGUUUUGUGGUUGCGUUCAGCAGCCACUGUCUCCUUGAAGUUAUUGAAACUGUUGUUACUUCAUUCGCAAGUAACAAACAAUAUAUUAAUGUUAAUUGU